Drosophila gunungcola (fruit fly) is the source of this 1675-nucleotide messenger RNA. Its product is annotated as probable cytochrome P450 9f2. NCBI's taxonomy places the organism in Eukaryota, Metazoa, Arthropoda, Insecta, Diptera, Drosophilidae. The record is from RefSeq and is a predicted model, not a curated record. Gene Ontology annotation, molecular function: iron ion binding; monooxygenase activity; oxidoreductase activity, acting on paired donors, with incorporation or reduction of molecular oxygen.
UUGUGGCGUAUUUAGUUAUCUUCUGGACGCUUGGAUCGCCAAACGAACCGAAACGCUCCUCCAUCAUGUUGUGGGAAUUCCUGGCACUCUUUGCGAUCGCCUUUGGCUUCUUCUACCGCUGGGCAACCGCCAACAAUGACUUCUUCAAGAAUAAGGGCCUACCAUACGCUAAGCCAAUACUGUAUUUUGGCAACAUGUACGAGAUGUUUUUGCGGCGGAAAUCCAUGUUUGACAUAGUCUGUGAUCUGUACACGCAAGGCGGCAGUAACAAAUUUUUCGGUAUCUUUGAGCAGCGACAACCGCUAUUGAUGGUACGCGACCCAGAUCUUAUAAAGCAGAUUACCAUAAAGGACUUUGACCACUUUAUCAACCAUCGCAACGUGUUCGCCACCAGCAGCGAUGAUGAUCCGCAUGACAUGAGCAAUCUCUUUGGCAGCUCCUUGUUCUCCAUGCGAGAUGCGCGGUGGAAGGAAAUGAGGAGCACUCUGAGCCCGGCAUUUACUGGCAGCAAAAUGCGUCAGAUGUUCCAGCUGAUGAACCAGGUGGCCAAGGAGGCCGUGGACUGCCUCAACCAGGAUGUUCAGGAGACGGACAUGGACAUGAAGGACUACUGCACACGAUUCACGAACGAUGUGAUCGCCUCGACGGCCUUUGGGCUGCAGGUUAACUCGUUCAAGGAUCGGGAGAAUACCUUCUAUCAGAUGGGCAAAAAGUUGACUACAUUUUCGUUCCUUCAGAACAUUAAGUUCAUGCUGUUUUUCGCAUUGAAAAAUCUCAACAAGAUCCUAAAAGUGGAGAUCUUUGACAAAAAGAGCACUCAGUACUUUGUGCGUCUGGUGCUGGAUGCCAUGAAGUACCGACAGGAGCACAACAUCAUCCGUCCCGACAUGAUCAACAUGCUAAUGGAGGCGCGUGGCCUCAUCCAGACGGAGAAGACCAAGACGACGGUGGUGCGCGAAUGGAGCGAUCGUGAUAUUGUGGCCCAGUGCUUUGUGUUCUUCUUUGCCGGCUUCGAGACAUCCGCUGUGCUGAUGUGCUUCACCGCCCACGAGUUGAUGGAGAACGAGGAUGUGCAGCAGAAGCUGUACGAGGAGGUGCAGCAAGUGGACGCGGACUUGGAGGGCAAGGAGCUGACCUACGAGGCCAUCAUGGGCAUGAAGUAUCUGGACCAGGUCGUCUCGGAGGUGCUGCGCAAGUGGCCAGCAGCAAUUGCCGUUGACCGCGAGUGCAACAAGAUCACCUACGAGGUGGAUGGCCAGAAAGUGGAGAUUAAGAAGGGAGAUGUCCUCUGGCUGCCCACCUGUGGCUUCCAUCGUGAUCCCCUGUAUUUUGAGAACCCCAAGAAGUUUGAUCAACGUUUUAGCGAUGAGAACAAGGACACCAUUCAACCCUUCACAUACUAUCCCUUCGGCCUGGGUCAACGAAACUGCAUUGGUUCCCGAUUUGCUCUUCUCGAGGCAAAGGCUGUCAUCUACUAUUUGCUGAAGGACUACCGAUUUGCCCCCGCCGCGAAAUCCUGCAUCCCACUUGAGCUGGCCAGCUCCGGGUUUCAAUUGGCUCCAAAAACAGGAUUUUGGGUCAAACUCAUUAAGCGAAACCAAUCUUAAACAUAUAUGGAAAUGUAUUUAAUUAUUUUGUGUACUGUUUUAUAUUAAAUUUAAUAUUUUGACACUGU